This is a messenger RNA of Empidonax traillii (willow flycatcher), 766 nucleotides long. RefSeq lists its product as uncharacterized. The coding region runs from base 80 to 751 and encodes 223 amino acids. The transcript is spliced from 3 exons. The record is from RefSeq and is a predicted model, not a curated record. NCBI's taxonomy places the organism in Eukaryota, Metazoa, Chordata, Aves, Passeriformes, Tyrannidae.
AGCGACAACCAGAGCUCAGACUCCGCGAGCUGGGCCCAGGCUGAGCCGAGCAGAGAUCCCAGCAGGAUGCUCAGACUCCAUGAACUGGGCCCAGGCUGAGCUGAGCAGAGAUCCCAGCAGGAUGCUCCAAGCAGAGCUUCCCCUGCUCCUGACCCUCGGCCUGUCCUGGCUCUUCCCCAGGGGCAGUGGCUUUUCCUGCCCCCCCUCCUGGGCCACCCUGGUGUGGGAUGUGCCUCCCCUGCAGCUGGAGCACAGGGGCACUGCCAGGAGGGGGAUCACCACCACACAGGUGGUUUUUUGGAGCACCUCAGCCCUGUGCCUGCUGCUCCUGGGGUAUUUUUUUGGGCGCCGCCUUGCCAGAAAAGCCAGGGGACGGUGGAAAAAGGUGGGAACCUCAGAGAGCUCCUGCCGGGACGGUUCCUGCUGCAAGUCCUACUGGCUGAUGCGCCGGCUCAAGGAAGAUCCCGAGCUGAUGAAGCGCUUCCGGAAGCACCUGAGCAACUGCAGGACAUUCGCCCUGGACACACUCCAGGUUCCUUUCAACCCAAACCACUCUGUGACCCCCUCCAUUCCAGGCAAGAGAAAAAGGAAACAAGGGAAAACUUGGAAGAGGAGAUGGCGAACAUUCCCGGCUCCAGCAAGGUUCUCAGGAAGGCAGAACACUGCAGGGGUCCUCAUGAGCUGCGCUGUCCCUGCACUCUGGGCCAUCUUGGAUAAUAAAUGUUUUAGAUGCCAACUGUGUCCAAGGUAAAAAUAGCGUGGAAUG